Messenger RNA from Vicia faba (fava bean), 2580 nucleotides. NCBI's taxonomy places the organism in Eukaryota, Viridiplantae, Streptophyta, Magnoliopsida, Fabales, Fabaceae. The record is from the annotation of a GenBank genome assembly.
AUGGUUGUAGAUGGAACUAAAAAGCCUAAAGUUUCAGCACCAGUGGUAGCACCACCUCGCAAAAUCAAUGUGCAGAAGUUUGCAGAAUCUCGUGCUCCCGAGCUUCAGAGCCUUCAAUGUAUUGUUGAAAAUAGACUAAGCAAUGAUUAUAAGUCUCAAAGGAACAAGAGAAGAAGAACAACAUCGUUUAACGACCAAAUUGCAAGAAAGGGACACAGAAGAAAGAGGCGAAAACUGGGAAUAGUUGAUAAAGACGAUGGUGAAUUGGUUUUGAAUAAGGAAUCUCUAAUGCAGCUUCCUCGACGGGUUCGUCGAAGAUAUGAACUUAAGAGUAACCCUGAGAGUGGCCUUUGUACUUCUGGGGAUGGAACCAAGAGGCUGAGAACACAUGUUUGGCAUGCAAAGCGAUUUUCCAUGACCAAAUUGUGGGGUUACCACCUUCCUCUGGGUCUUCAUGGAAGAGGGAAAGGUUCGAGGGCGUUGUUGAAAAAGCUCAAACAAGGGGUGCUGGUACACGACGCAAGCUAUUACACUGCUGUUCAAUUGGAGGGUCCACAGGAUUCGUUAGUUUCAGUAUUAAGAAUGGUACUUGUGCCCUCUCCCGUAGAAGCAACACAUCCCAGAAAUCACAGUGAUUCUGUUCUUUCUGGUAUAACCUAUGGAACUGCAAUGCUUCAUCAAGUUGGAGCACCAGUUUCUCAGGCUAUUGCUCCGGUAACUUAUAUGUGGCGACCAACUUUCCAAGAAAACAUCACAGACCUAGGUGUCAGUGAUGAAAAAAUUAUUCCUGAUGUUGAUUUAUGUGAAAAGUCAGAAAGAUUGGAGUGUAGUUGUUCUUGUAGGCACCUUUGGGUGUGGAUACAUGCAUCUGCCUUUGAAGAAGGAUAUGAUAAUCUAAAACUUGCUUGCCAGAAAGAGAUGGAAAAGAGAGGCAUCUCGAUCACUUGUUCUUCUCUUGAGGGUAAACUUGCAAAGUUGGAACUAAUGGGAUCAGGGACAUUUCGACUUCUUCAGAAGAUAUUGCAUCCCGUUAAAAGUAUUUCAGAAAAUCAGUGGCAAGAAAACCAUGUUACUCAUAAUACAAAAUCUUCCAUACUGAAAAAUGAGGAACAGUUUUCUUCUCAUGCAAUGUUAUCUCUUAAUGUUAAGGAUCCUCGGGAUUUACUUGUGAAAAAGACUGUUGUUCGGACGGAGCCAAUUUCAACUAAGGCUCUAAGUGAUGUACAAGAAACUAGUUGCACAGAGCUUGCUGAUUUGGGAGGAACAUUAGGAAAGCACAAAGAAUUGACUUCUUUAUCUUGGUCAGAAUUUAGAGAUAGCAAGUCUGAUGUUGAUGAUCUAUGGUAUGCUACCACCAGAGGCUUGAAGCCUCCAGUGGAAGACAGUGUUCUUUCUAUGGAGAAGCACCGUGAACGCAGGGCUAAAUUCUGCCUUGAUGACAAAAAUGUUGGGGAAGCGAACUCUUACGAAGGGCCUUGCUCAAGAUCUUGCCCUAUUCUUCUUUUAAAAAAUGAUAUGAAGGAGUUGACCAUGGGAUGGUCUAUUAUACUUCCCUUAAGUUGGGUUAAAGCCUUCUGGAUUCCACUUGUCACUAAUGGGGCACAUGCAAUGGGUUUGCGAGAAAAGCAGUGGAUUGCAUCUGAUUCGGGGAUACCAUUUUUCCCUCAAGAUUUCCCAGAUUGUAAGGCAUACUCAUGCUUCAUGGCUGCUAAAGCUGCCGAAUGUGAUCAAAAGGAAGAACUUCGUUCUCCUUCUGUAAGGACUUUGAGAGUUCCCAUCCUGCCUCCAUGGGGUAUUGUACACACUACUUUCAACAAAGAGAUUAGCUCAAUGGAGACUCUAGACCUUUCAGCCGGGGAAGAUUCGAGCAAUGCUAAGUCUUGCCUUGACAACUUUAAAAUUUCAAAUUUCGACUCCGAGAAUUCAUUUGAUGGAACUGUAGCAAGAACAGGUUGUAUGCUUACUACAUUACUCAAUGACACCAAAACUGGUCAAUUGCUAUUGUUUCCUUAUGCAGAAGAUGGAAAGGCCAGAAUCUCUAAGUUUAUUAAGGGAGAACUAUUGCUUGAUACGAGCCAUAGAAAUUCUGUCAUUUAUGACCAUAAGCUAUGUUUUAUAAGAGUUCUUCUUCACCCAUUCAAGGAAGGCUUUUUUGAAGAGGGGGCAGUUAUUUGUGCGCCACGUCCUUCUGAUAUAUCUUUAUGGACUUCAAGUUCAGUGAAAAGUGAAGUGGGACUUAAACUGUCCGAAUCUGCUAUGAGAUCAUAUUUCAAAGAGAAUUCCUCCGGUAAAUGGGGAAUGCAGAUAUCAGAUGAUUCAAUUGGUAGAGAGUCUCACCGGUGGCCUGUUGGCUUUGUCACGACAGCUUGUGUUCAAGGAAGCAAGAGGCUUGUAGCAGAGGGAUUUUGUGAGGCAGUUUUACUAUCUGAUUUAAGAGCAGAACAGUGGAAGGAGAUGCCCCUAAAGCAGAGGAGGACGGAAAUAUUCGUACUUGUCAGAAACUUAAGAUCUGUUGCUUAUAGACUAGCUCUUGCUUCUAUUGUCCUAGAAUAUCAGGAAAAUGACAUCGACUUUUUGUAA